AUGCCUAAAAAGGGAAAUAGUGAAGGCUCAAUGAAAUCCACCAAAGACAAAGCUCAAAAGCAAGUCACCAAGAAAAAAGCCGAACCAGAAUCAGACCAAGAAGAAGAAAAGCCCGUAAAGCAUGACGGUAUCCAGCCUAAACGAGCUAGAUCCGCCUACAUCUUCUUCUCAACAGAAAAAAGGCCUGAAAUUUCUGAAGAAUACAAAGGCAAAGAAGCCAUGAAAAAGCUCGGCGCAAUGUGGAAAGAAUGUUCAGACGCUGCCAAGAAGCCCUACAUCGCCUUACUUCCUCCCUUUGAGAGCGAGCAAAACCAUUGGAAAGAUCCCUAUUUUUGCCCAAAGCCCUUUAGGUGAACAAAAAUUUUUGUAAUAUAAAUAUUUUGAUGAAAACAUAUUUUGAUAUAUAAUUUUUUCCUAUGAAAAGCACCAUUUGGCCACGGGGUUGCUUUUUUGGUCCGACCAAAUAAUCUUGGUCAGACCAAAUUAAAAUUUUUAAUCAAUUUUGGUCUGACCAAGAUUACUUGGUCGGACCAAAAAAGCAAUCCCGUAGCCAGUUCAUGGCCAAAUAGCGCUAUUCAUGGGAAAAAAUGCUAUAUAAGUGAUAGCAUUAUAAUGAAAUCCCUAGCUAAUUCUGUUUGCCUGCAUUUUAAAAAAAAAAUUACAAAUAAAUAUUUGCUUUCCAAUUUCGUGAAUUGGUUUUUGUUUUAAAUUUCGAAAAAUAAAAAUUUUCCCCUGUGCGAACAAUGUUUUUUUUGUUCACUCAAGAGGAUAAGAAGUUAGCUGAAAAAGACAAAGAACGCUUUGAUCGUCAAAUGGCCGAAUUCGAAAAAACCGGGGAAUUCCACGACGAAGAUGGAAACGUCGUCACAGAGGACAAACCAAUGAAAAGAAGAAGCAUGAGCGCCAAGGAAAGUGCCGGGACCAAAAGAAAGGCAGGAGGGAAGAAAAAAUGUUAA
This is a messenger RNA of Blepharisma stoltei, 956 nucleotides long. NCBI's taxonomy places the organism in Eukaryota, Ciliophora, Heterotrichea, Heterotrichida, Blepharismidae. The record is from the annotation of a GenBank genome assembly.